This is a messenger RNA of Momordica charantia (bitter melon), 1115 nucleotides long. Its product is annotated as ribosome maturation factor. The record is from RefSeq and is a predicted model, not a curated record. Lineage: Eukaryota; Viridiplantae; Streptophyta; Magnoliopsida; Cucurbitales; Cucurbitaceae.
ACUAAUCUACUGUCACUGAGCAACAUCGCUUCUCUCUCUACCUCUCUUUCUCUCUCUACGAUGCAAAGACAGUCUCUCGGCUCUCCAGUCUCCAAGCUCCACGGCCAUUGCGGCGGAGCGAUGGCAGAUGCAAUCGUAGUCGAGGACCAAAAGCGCAGCAAGCACGCUUCAUCUUUUUCCACCAGUGCCGACUACGGCGGACAAGACGACGAUAAAGUCUCUAAGUCCUACCGAUUCUCGUUUCCAUCGCCUUCUCCUCCGCGGCAGGAGAAGUUCGUUCACGCCAUUCCUAUCCUCACCAUUAUCUGCUUCCUCAUCCUUUACCUCUGCUCGCACAGUCCUUCGCAGUCAGAUUUGGCUCAGUUUCAUGGAUUCAAGCGUCCUUCAGAGCGUAUAGCAGAAAUCAAAGCCGAUGUUAGCCGACUAAUUGAACCGAAGGAAGGCAACAUUCUGGCGAUUCAAAGCCUCCGUAACCUAAAAGAGAUUGAAAAAUCAUAUCCUCCUAAAUCUCGCCCUCCAAGGAAAGUCGCCGAUUUCUAAACUCCGCAUUCUCCGAUUUCCUUCCGCCGCCUGACCUUCCGGUUAAAUCAAUCUCACCGCCCUAGUUUUUGCCGUACGGCUCCACUCGCCGGCGCGUAUGCCACCCGUGACUAUAUUUUUUUUAAGCUCCUGUACAUCAAUUACUCCGUCAGAUUAAUUUGUUUUUUACUUCUUUUUGCUUUUCCAAUUUUUACUUCUGUAACUUCUGACGAUAUUAUCAAUUUAAUCUAAACACAGAGAACGAGUUAAGUAUCAGUUUGUCAGGAAUCAAAACCGCCGAUCGACGCCGCGUGUUCGCCGGAGAUGAAAUCUGUGAACUGCCGGCUCGGCGGAGAUGGAAAUGGAAUCCAGCUGGCAUAUUUGUGCCGUUAAUUUUUCCGUUUUCCGAAACUAACCGUUACAGCAUAGGGAGGAGGGCCUAGAUGCCAGCUGGAAAACGCUGUAGUCGCCGACGGUAUCUGGUUCUUUCUGUCAAUUGUUUACCGUUAGGCCCCCCAUCUCUAUCCUAUUUACUUUUCGCGGCAGAUACCGUUUAAUUUAAUCUCACAGCCGAGUGCACAAAUGUUUUCGUGCUA